AUGGUGACGCGAGGCAGCGGGCAUGUGACUAAAGCUGUUGACUGCUCUCGGGCCGUGGUGGCAGAAUGGCUUGAGCUGCUUGUCCGAGGGGGAGGGAAGGAAGUCAGGCAGGCAGGCGCCGCGCGGAGGGGGCGGACUCCAACGGGAGCGGGGAGACGACUUUGCUCGAGUUGGGAAGAAGUGGUGGGCCCGAGUUGGAGAGUCGCCGCCUGUGGAUCUUUCUGGAGAAGAGUUGAAGUUUGGAUUGCGCUGGACACGCGGCGUUCUCGCUCCCCGGACGCGCGCCUCGUCUUCUUGACACCCCGUGCACGCGCUCACAGCCCCUGUCCCCAUUUACCGAGUUGCGCGCUCUUUAAAAUGGCCGAGGAGCAGGAACUGAUCAGCGCGUCCGAGUUCACCAAAGAUCGAUUAUAUUUCGCAACUCUGAGGAACAAGCCGAAGAGCACCGUCAAUACCCAUUACUUUUGCACCGACGAGGAACUCGUUUAUGAAAAUUUCUAUGCAGAUUUUGGUCCACUUAACUUGGCUCAACUGUAUCGAUAUUGUUGCAAGCUUAAUAAGAAAUUGAAAUCAUUUACUUUGUCACGUAAGAAGAUUGUUCAUUAUACCAGCUUCGAUCAACGAAAACGAGCUAAUGCUGCUUACCUAAUUGGUGCUUAUUCAGUAAUUUACCUUCAGAAAACACCAGAAGAGGCCUACAGAUCUCUUGUAGCAGGAAAGAAUCCUCCUUACAUGCCAUUCAGAGAUGCCUCCUUUGGGAAUUCCACCUACCACCUAACUAUUCUAGAUUGUUUACAUGCAAUAAAUCAGGCCUUGCAACAUGGCUUUCUUAAUUUUGAAAAAUUUGAUGUGGAUGAGUAUGAGCACUAUGAGCGUGUUGAAAAUGGUGAUAUUAACUGGAUCAUCAAUGGCAAAUUUCUGGCUUUUAGUGGACCCCAUCCAAAAAGCAAAGUUGAAAAUGGUUAUCCUCUCCAUGCGCCAGAAGCCUAUUUUCCAUACUUCAGGAAACACGGUGUUACCACAAUCAUAAGACUUAACAAGAAAAUUUAUGAUGCUAAACGCUUCACAGAUGCUGGGUUUGCACAUCAUGACCUGUUCUUUGUUGAUGGAAGUACACCAAGUGAUUGUAUUGUGAAAAGAUUUUUAACAAUAUGUGAGAAUGAGGAUGGCGCUAUUGCUGUACAUUGUAAAGCUGGUUUAGGAAGAACGGGCACACUAAUAGCAUGUUACAUGAUGAAACACUACAGAUUCACUGCAGCAGAAGCCAUAGGAUGGAUUAGAAUUUGCCGACCAGGAUCUAUAAUUGGUCCACAGCAGCACUUCUUGGAGGAGAAACAAGGUCACAUGUGGCUUGAAGGUGAUAUUUACAGGUCCGUGAAGAAACGGCGGGCUAUGGAUAAAGAGUGCACUGGAUUAAACCAGAUUAUUUCCGGCAUUGAUAAUCUCUGUCUUGGUGGAAACAUGAAGAUGCAUUCUAUAGACAAGAGUUUGGAGAACAAUUAUCCUGAAGAUGGAAAUCCUGCAACAACAAAUUAUAUGACUCAGGGAGAUAAACUUCGUGCCUUGAAAUGUAGGAGACAACCACGAUCAGCAACAACUGGAACAUUAAGGCUGGAUGAUAUGAAAAUUCAUUCACGAUCUCCAUCACAACCAUUCAGGGUCAAUUAUUCAAGUACUGGCCAAGGAUCAAUGUCACCUCUAAAAUCAUCGAAGAUCUCAAUUACUUCUGCAAGUCCACGAAGAAUAUGCAGAAAUCCUUUGCCUGCAAACAGUAAUAACAAAAGCUUCUCCAUAAACUCCAGGCUAGGCAGUUCACUAGGAAAUCUGUAUGCUGCCCCUGAUGAACCUGACAACAUAAUGACAUCAACUCCUAGGUCAAGUUUUACAGCUGGUUAUUCCUCCAACCAGCCUUGUAACAACUCGCAGCUUCCUGCGAGAUUUUACCAAGAACUGAACAACAACUACUACAGCAAAUGCAACAGUGGUACUACUUGCAGUAUCCCCAUCAAUACUUGUUCCCGUCCGAAGGAUGAUUACAACUGUAGAAAUACCUUUGGUGGCCUCAGUCCCGGCACCAUGCGAUACCUAAGUCGUUCACACCCUUCACUUCAGUCUGAAUAUGUUCAGUAUUAAAGCAUCACUACUCCGCUGAAAAUGGAAAAUGCUGUGAUUGGAAAAAAGAAGGAAACUGAAGUGAAGACGAACCUCCUUGAGCUGGAAACUAGGGAACCUUUAUUUAAAUAAUUUGUAAAGGACUAGUAAUUGCUGCAUUGAAAUUGCAAUACUUUGGAAAUGACUUUUCAUGACUACAUCAUGUAUUGAGAGCUGAUAAAUCAGUAUUGCUGAACUAUAAGUUUCUAGUCAAUGACCAAUUCUCCAUUUUGCUGUGCUGUCAUAAACAGCAGUUUGACUAACGCAUACUGACAGGUGAAACCUGGCAGCUGAUUUAGCUGAAAUUAGGCAAUACCUUAGGUUCUUGUAAAACAUCCUGCAAGAUCCUAAAUAAAAAGUUCAGCCUGGGAAUAUAAUAACCCUCCAGUGCUUAUGUUUAUACAAAUGAACCAUUUAAAAGGUGCAUUAUAGCAAGUAACAUGUAGAAGUUAAUUCUGCACCUCUUCUACAGCCUUAAACAGCAUCCCAUAGUCGUAGUGAUGGAGAGACUUGGUUUUGCAGUCUUAAAACAUGAAAACCAUUGAGUCCCAGUAUUUGCUAUCUCCUGCACUUCCCUAUACUCACAUUGCACAUUAUCCCCAGUUUUAGCCAAGCUGCUUAAGGGAGCACUUUUAUGUCCGUGUGCUCCACCUUUUGAUGGUAGAAGUAAUGUAUUUGUACGUGUGUCCAUUGUCCAGAUGACUGCAGCCUUCAGGCUAUAUCAUUAAAACAUAACAAUCAGAGGUAUUCAAAUAGCAAGGAGGAUGGGGUUUAGGAUAAAUCUGGACAAAAAUUAUAUUGAGAGUUUAAUUCAUUAUUUUUAGAAAUGCACCAGAAUAAAACAAACCAUUGAACUGAUUUCUAUUAGGUUUGAUUUAGCAACUUACUUUCUAAAGGAGCAAGCUGAUAAUACAACUCAGACUUUGAAUUGUGCACUUAUAAAAAUCACAAGUGUGUAAAUAUACAGUUACAAAUUUUUCAUGUAAGGAACGUUAACUGAGAUUUAUAUUUUUGUUCCAAGAUCUGUUUUAUAAAUUUACUUUUUCAUAUUGAUAGUUUGUAUAAAUAUGUAUAUACAGUAUAUGGUAUCUUAAAUAAAAAUAUCAUUUGCCCUGUACUUUCCUGAUGUUCUAAUGUAGUGGCAUUUGUGUUUUAGUAAACAUAUCAUUCAGGUAAUGGUAAUAUAAUUCAAAAUUAAUUUGUCCAUUCUGGACUAAGUUUCAAAAUAUUAAAGCUUUUUGGACAGGUUAUUUUUAAGUUAUGCCCACAUAGGGGGGAAAAUUGAUUUAGCUUGUACAAAUAACAAGCGGUGAGACAAUUUGGACAGACACAAAAAUCAAUUUGUUUUUUUUAAGAUGGUCAUUUGGGAGAUUGGGUGGGGACAGGGUAAAACAUUUGAUGUCUAAAAGAGUUUUAAAAUUAUCUUGUAAAUCAACUGGAGCAAAUCCUUGUCUGUAGUGUUAUUAAUACAAUAGAGCUAAUCUAAUAUAAUUGCAGUAAAAUCAUUGAUUUGUUUGUUAUAGUAUACUAGCUCAAAUUGUAAUGUUUGCUGUUUAAAAUGAUGGUUGUAUAUUUCAACAAAAUGUAGGCAGCAGAAAUGUAUUGUCAAAAUUCUACCUCUUGAAAAGAGAUUUGAAAAAUAGAGCUUGAGGUUCUUGUAUUUUCCAUGCUCUAUGAAGUUUUAAAAUUUUUAUGCUAAUUUCUUAACCAUAGGCCAGUAUUUUUAAAUACUCAAUUAAA
Messenger RNA from Mobula hypostoma (lesser devil ray), 3891 nucleotides. RefSeq names its product dual specificity protein phosphatase CDC14A-like. Lineage: Eukaryota; Metazoa; Chordata; Chondrichthyes; Myliobatiformes; Myliobatidae. The transcript is spliced from 16 exons. Gene Ontology annotation, molecular function: protein serine/threonine phosphatase activity; protein tyrosine phosphatase activity; protein tyrosine/serine/threonine phosphatase activity. Gene Ontology annotation, cellular component: centrosome; mitotic spindle; spindle pole. The record is from RefSeq and is a predicted model, not a curated record. Gene Ontology annotation, biological process: protein dephosphorylation; cilium assembly; microtubule cytoskeleton organization. Bases 1 to 2133 code for a protein of 710 amino acids.